Molecule: messenger RNA, 3715 nt
Organism: Canis lupus familiaris (dog)
Lineage: Eukaryota; Metazoa; Chordata; Mammalia; Carnivora; Canidae
Gene: ORC2
Product: origin recognition complex subunit 2
Exons: 18
Coding region: 299-2044 (581 amino acids)
Biological process (GO): DNA replication
Cellular component (GO): nuclear origin of replication recognition complex; nucleus
Molecular function (GO): DNA replication origin binding
Source: RefSeq, a predicted model, not a curated record
GGCGUGUGGAGUGACCUGACAGGAGCGGCACGGGGAGGGCUGAGGAAGAGACUCCGUCCCAGGAGCUAGCACGGGAGCGAGAAUCUUGAUGCCAUCCCGCUAAGCCAGCAGUCACCCUGGGACAGUGGUUGUGCCGCGUGGAUGAACCGGCCCCUCCGGUGGCGCUUUUCAAGUGGAGAGGAUGUGGAUGCGUGACUUCUCGCCUUACAACUGAAAUUCCGAUAAAAACCAUUAUACUUCCCCUAGGUGACUCUGAAUUUUCCAGCUGCAGAAUGUGUAGGGCCUUUAAAGAUUGGCAAUGAUGAGUAAACUGGAAUUAAAGGAAGACAGGAUGCUGGAGGUUCAGUUUGUGGGAGAUGAUGAUGUCCUUAAUCACAUUCUUGAUAGAGAAGCAGAUGUUCUUACAGGAGCUAAAUUAAAAAAGGAGAGAACUCAGCUUUUGGUCAACACAAAAAAAAUAAUAAAGAAGCCAGAAUAUGAUUUGGAAGAAGAUGACCAAGAAGUCUUAAAAGAUCAGAACUAUGUAGAAGUUUUAGGACGAGAUAUUCAAGAAUCCUUGAAAAAUGGCUCUGCUGCAGAUGGUGGGAAUAAAGUUUAUUCUUUUCAGAAUAGAAAACACUCUGAAAAGAUGGCUAAAUUAGCUUCAGAACUAGCAAAAACACCAAGAAAAAAUGUUUCGUUGAGUUUGAAGAAUGAUCCUGAAAUUAUAAACAUUCCUCAGUGUAGCAAGGGGCAUUCUGCUUCAGACAACGUUCAGUUGAAGAACAAUGAUAAAAGUGAAUUUCUAUCAACAGCACCUAGUGGUCUAAAGAAAAGAUUAAUAGUUCCGAGGUCUCAUUCUGACAGUGAAAGUGAAUAUUCUACUUCCAACUCAGAAGAUGAUGAUGGGGUUGCACAAGAAAAUGAAGAGGACACUAAUGAAGUCAUAUUGAACCAAAAGAUUCCAUCACAGAAUAGAGCUGUUUCAGCUCCUGUUUGCAAAGAAACACCUUCUAAGAAAAUGAAAAGAGAUAAAACAAGUGAUUUGGUAGAAGAAUAUUUUGAAGCUCAUAGCAGUUCAAAAGUUUUAACCUCUGACAGAACACUGCAGAAACUAAAGCGAGCUAAACUGGAUCAGCAAACUUUGCGUAACUUGUUGAGCAAAGUUUCUCCUUCCUUUUCUGCUGAACUUAAACAACUAAGUCAACAAUAUGAACAAUUAUUUCAUAAAUGGAUGUUGCAGUUACGCCUGGGGUUCAACAUUGUGCUUUAUGGUUUGGGUUCUAAGAGAGAUUUACUAGAAAGGUUUCGAACCACUGUGCUGCAAGAUUCCAUUCAUGUUGUCAUCAAUGGCUUCUUUCCUGGAAUAAGUGUGAAAUCAAUCCUGAAUUCUAUAACAGAAGAAGUCCUCAAUCAUAUGGGUACUUUCCGCAGUGUACUGGACCAGCUAGACUGGAUAGUAAACAAAUUUAAAGAAGAUUCUUCUUUAGAACUCUUCCUUCUCAUCCACAACUUGGAUAGCCAGAUGUUGAGAGGAGACAAAAGCCAGCAAAUUAUCGGACAGUUGUCGUCUUUACGUAACAUAUACCUUAUAGCAUCUAUCGAUCACCUCAAUGCUCCUCUCAUGUGGGAUCAUGCAAAGCAGAGCCUUUAUAACUGGCUCUGGUAUGAAACUACUACAUAUAGUCCUUAUACUGAAGAAACCUCCUAUGAGAAUUCACUUCUGGUUAAACAAUCUGGAUCAUUACCACUUAGUUCCCUAAUUCAUGUCUUACGAAGCCUUACUCCUAAUGCAAGGGGGAUUUUCAGGCUACUAAUAAAGUAUCAGCUGGAUAACCUGGAUAACCCUUCUUACAUUGGACUUUCUUUUCAAGACUUUUACCAACAGUGUCGAGAGGCAUUCCUGGUCAAUAGUGAUCUGACACUUCGGGCCCAGUUAACUGAAUUUAGGGACCACAAACUUAUAAGAACAAAAAAGGGAACUGAUGGAGUGGAAUAUUUAUUAAUUCCUGUGGACAAUGGAACACUGAGAGAUUUCCUGGAAAGGGAAGAAGAAGAGUCUUGAAGUUAUCCCUUUCUCUUGAAUCUUUUGUGGAAGGGUUGUACCCCAGCUGCCACUCCUCUAAAGUGUUUACAUCUAACAUUAGACUCUUUUCCAGUGUACAAGACUUAAAGUUGGGAGGGGGGAAUGUCAUCAAUUAGAACCUUGAUUAGCCUGGCUGGUGUAUCAUCUCUAGUACUAUGCAUUGGUCCUCGAGUUGGGAGAAAACGUGCCUUUCAUUCAUUACCUCUCUGGAGACUUCGUGCUGGAAUGAACUGUGUGCUCAGGGACUAUUUGGAGCUGGAUGUUUUUGAUUUAUUUUAUACUAGAGAGGAUAUUAUUCCUAAUUUUUUGAGGGCCUUUUAAACACUCCCAGAGCUGUUUGCAGAUGUGUUUGUGCCAGAGUGUGGAAGUACAAAAACACUGGCAUCACAUAAACCUAUUUCUUUAUUUGCUGUUGUCUGAGCUGAUGAGGGCAGAUCAUCUUACUGUUUUUGGUGGGCUUAACAAAAGGGAUGCGUACGAGUAGGUGAUCUAGCUUUCUCCUUUUGGAGUUAGACAAUAUCCUGGGAGGAUGGGGAGGAGAGGGCAUGACCCUGUUCAGUGGAGAUAGAGGGAAAAGCAUAAUGAGUGUAGAGGGUGCAUACCCACCUUAGAAAGCACAUGAACAAUAAUCAUGAUCCCUGGAACAGCUAACAUCUGUGCCAUCACCUUCAUGACACAGCCAGGCUACAGAAACACAGUCCUGAGUUACAUUUUAGUUGUUGUUUUGAAGACAACAAAAAAUAAAAUUUUAAUUAUUCUUGUAGUGACAGUUUUUCUUCAAUAACGUGCAAGUGAGUAGCAUAUUAAUGGCUGAUUUUAAUCUUGAUUUCUCUAGAUUAAGUAGACCCAAAACUUACUUUAACAAAAAAAAAACUGAAAUGUCUUACAGUAACAGUUUCAAGCCCUCUACAUUUUUUUUAAAGCCCUCUACAUAUUUACCAAGCUUUUUUCCUGAAGAAAGAGAAAAAGGCUAACCUUGGGCACUGGUCAGCUUAUAGUCUUUACAUACUCUCUAAAAUACUUCAUACUUGGAAAUGAAAUUCUUCAUUAAAAUAUCACCAAAAUAAGUGAGAGCUGCGGAUGCAGUAAACUUUAUCUUGUAAACCCCUUUCAUGAAACUUUCCCAAAAUGCUCCGAAUUUAAGUCAUUUCUCUUUGUGGCAUAUGAUUAAUUUGGUUAAGUCCAUGUAUGAGGGUUUGUUUAGUCUUACAUAUAAUCAAAAUAUUUAAACUAGUACAUAAAUUUGAUUCUAAAAUUGUUACCAAAGGAUAUUCAAUGAAAAGUGAGUUUCCUUCCCCUUCACCGAUCCAGUCCCUUACACAACCAGUGAUAGUUUAUUCCUCCAGAGGUAUUCUAUGCACAUGGAAGGGUGUGUCUAUAUCUCCUUUUAAAAACACAAAUGGUAGCAUAUGAUACACACAAAUGGUAGCAUAUGAUACGUGCUCGUUUGCACCUUGCUUUUUUUGCUUAAUAUAUCUAGUUUAUAACUUAUAACAAAGUAUAUAAAAUCUUUAAAUGACCUAAUAUGCAAAUUUUGCAUUCACCCUUAAAUAUCUACUGGUUUAUUUUUAUAAUUUUUGUGUCCAUACUAUUUGCAAGCAGUAUGUAUCAACAGUCUUAUUAAUAAAUAAAAAGCCAAUUUGGAUAGAA